AUGGCUGCUCGACGUAUCGUCUCGGCCUUGCCUCUGUACUCCAAGGUUCUGCAUUUCCACAGUUUUUUGAACUCCAUGUUUGUAGAAUUUUCGAAGGUUUAGCAUUGGGACAGCGACAAACUAUGUUCCCCUCAUCGAGUCAGCCCAUCUUCCCAAGACCGAAGUUAGUACCUUAGGAAAUGGGUUCCGCAUUGCCUCAGAAAACUGGAAAAUGCCUACGUGCACGGUAAUUUCAUUCGAUGCAGCUUAUAAUUCAGGUUGGUCUGUGGAUAGACGUUGGAAGCCGUUAUGAAACCGAGGCAAAUAACGGUGUUGCCCAUUUUCUGGAGCACAUGGCUUUCAAGGGUACUGACAAGAGGACUCAGCAAUUUUUGGAAGCCGAAGUGGAAGACAAAGGAGCUCAUUUAAAUGCCUAUACUUCGAGAGAAAUGACGGUCUAUUACGCAAAGUGCUUCUCCAAAGACUUGCCUUGGGGUACCUUACACAAUUCUCUACGAAUUUGUAGCUGUGGAGCUCUUGUCGGAUAUAAUUAAAAAUAGCAAGUUAGACCAACGGCAGGUUGAUCGAGAACGAAGUGUCAUUCUGAGAGAGAUGGAGGUAAAUUUCACACUCGCAUGUUUACUUUAGUAGGAAGUUGAAAGCAACUACCAAGAAGUCGUGUUCGAUUACUUGCAUGCGACGGCUUAUCAGGGCACUCCAUUGGGCCGCACAAUUUUGGGGCCUGCCGAAAACGUCAAGUCUCUUACGCCAAAUGACCUUCGGUCGUUUAUUAAAUCGAAUUAUAAGGCACCGCGGAUGGUGUUAACUGCCGCUGGAGGUAGUUUUUAUUUACCUACAGUAUUUGCGUAGGCGUUGACCACUCCGAACUCAGGGACUUGGGUCAGAAAUACUUCGGUGAUAUAUCCGCAACAAAUGAAGCUGGCGAAGGCACCCCUGAUCUUUCAGAAUGUCGAUUUACAGGAUCGGAGAUCCGAGACCGUGAUGAUGCAAUGCCGCUUGCGCACGUUGCGUUAGCCGUAGAAGGUCCCGGUUGGGCUAGCCCUGAUACAUUGGCACUCAUGGUCGGCAGCAGUGUACAUGGCGCUUGGGACCGUACGCAUGGUGGUGGAUCCAACGUCGCAAGUCAGCUGGCCAGCAAGUUUUUCAAUCAGGGCUCUGUCCAUAGCUUCCAACACUUCUUCACUUGUUACAACGACACUUCGCUCUGGUAAAUUUAUUAAUGCGUUUCAUAGUUCUUAAUGUGUGCUUGUCUUUCCUUCAUUUACACAAUACCUUACGUCUAGGGGAGUUUACUUCACGUCGGAAAAGAUGGGCCUAAACGAGGCCGUAGGAUCUUUUACAAAGGAGUGGGUUAGAAUGUGCUCUCAAAUUAAGGAGCAUGAGGUUGCGCGUGCUAAGAAUCAACUCAAGACACACUUGUUGCUUCAACUUGAUGGAACAACGCCGAUAUGUGAGGAGAUCGGCCGACAAAUGCUUGUCUACGGGAGGCGAGUGCCGAUUGACGAGAUGCUGGCUCGUAUUGAUGUACGUCCGUGUGCUUGCACACUGCUCUUUCAUAAUUUUUUUGUCGGAAGGGUGACUCAACCAUACCUAUUUUCUGCCAUAUCAGGGCUAACGUACACUACCGGAGGCUCCUCCAACCUGCCUUGUCAUAAAGGCAGCCCAGUCCGCAAUGUGCCAUUUAAGCGCUGGUGUAGAGAGUGACUGUUAUACAAUAAGGCUCCUCAAACGGUCUUUAGGGGUUCUACGAACUGAGGAGGCACAGGGAGGCAUCUAAGUAGUAGCAAGCACCAGUUGCAUUUACAUUUUCGUGGCCAUAAAAAGAACGCUACCAGCCAAUAACACGUUUAUUUCCUUGCUAUCCUUCGUCUGGAUAAUUAUGGAAUGGUCCCCCGGAAGUGUAGUAUGUGAUAAAAGUAGAAAAAGCAUGUGGGCACAUCCCAGUUAGCCCUGAUGACUGUAAGAAGUCCCAAGUGCGGACGCUCCGUAGUGUUUUUUCUAAUUUUGACGAGUUCCGUGCACUUAUCGAAAGAGACACCUGGGCAAUCCACUACCCUUAUCUAGCUCUGCCUCUGAUGAUGGAUUCUAAUGAGAAUCAGGAACGUCAGGCUAAUAAAACGCUUGUUCCAUCGAUCGUGCCACUGCGACUACUUCCUGGAACUCGUCCCUUCGCUCCUAUUAGCAGAGGCAACUGCGUCGGUGGUCGCCCGUAGGUCGAGGGGACUAUCUUCCCAGCCCAAUGCAUGGCACACCCCGCUGCCGACACAUCGUUUAUAGCUGCAGCUAUAGACUACGCCAUUUCCUCAAUUAUUCACCGAUACUCUUUAAGUUUACCCGCGCAGGCUUAGGAUUCCGCCAGGGCAACACAAACAGAGAUCUUGGCCGUUUAUUUAUUUGGCACACUCAAGCACCUUUCUUUGAAACCGACCCGAGCCGAGUCUCCAGUUAUCAUCCUCACACCCCAUGUUUGUAUUCCUUAUUUUAAGGCUAUAACGGCUGAAAAACUCAGGGAGGUAUGCUCCAAUUACUUCUUCGACCGAUGUCCAGCAGUUGCUUCUAUCGGUAAGGUCUUCUCGCAGUUCAUAUCAGUAGACAGUUUACUUUUACUUUGUAUCUGACUCAAGUUACCCUCACAACAUUCGUCGUCAAAAUUUAGUAUGCAAUCCAGUUUGUGGCCUUCACUGAAAUCAUGGAGACGCCCCCCGUCUUGUCUGAGGCUGUUUUUCAUAUACCAUACCAAGUGCCAGCAUACUUUUGGGUCUUAUGGAAGUGUAGCUGUAGAGGCCAUGGCCUCGUUCAAGUCAUUUACAAAAGUUGCCUUAUAUAACGCUUGUUCCUUAACUCCCUUUGAGCGUCCACCUACCAGACUCGAAGAAAUGCCGAGCGGGAAGCUGUCAUAAUUUCUUUUUGUCUCAUCAGUUGUGCCUGCUUCAGCACCACAGGAAAUGUUUGCUGGCCACUUCACAAAACGUAUUUUUGAAGUGAAGGCCGUUUAGUGCUUGUUGAUGGAUAUUCAGCCGCGCCCACAGGUCAUCAUUGCUGUGACUUGGCGUUCAUAAUAGUUACGGCUGUGCUGUUUUUGAGUGAAUAACGAACAGACACCUGGUUUAAUUAAAGGCUUCUUUUUCAGGUCCAAUUGAGACGCUUCCAGACUACAACAGAAUCAGGGACCAGACAUGGUGGCUUCGCCUUUAG
This is a messenger RNA of Spirometra erinaceieuropaei, 3195 nucleotides long. Lineage: Eukaryota; Metazoa; Platyhelminthes; Cestoda; Diphyllobothriidea; Diphyllobothriidae. The record is from the annotation of a GenBank genome assembly.